UAUUUUAGAAUAUAUUUUUACUUUAUACAAUAUUUGAAGUAUUGAGAGGGUGUAAUGGAAAAUUUUGGAAGAAAGUGGAGUAAUUUGGAAUCAUUUUUGUCAACCACUGGGCCUUUUUCUAAUUCUCAAUAUGAAGCAAAUUCACAGAAUUUUAUGUUUAUGCGUGAUUAUAUAAAGAUUUUGGUUAUUGGUGCUGGUGGAUUGGGUUGUGAACUUUUAAAAGAUUUGGGUAUGAUGGGAUUCAAGCAUAUUCAUGUAAUUGAUAUGGACACAGUGGAACUUUCUAAUCUUAAUAGACAAUUUCUUUUCAGAAAAAAAGAUAUUGGUAAACCUAAAGCUGAAGUUGCAGCAAAUUUUGUUAACAAUAGAAUUAAAGGAUGUUGUGUGAUUCCUCACUUUUGCAAAAUUCAAGAUUUUGAAAGUAAUUUUUACAGAGGUUUCAACUUAGUAGUAUGUGGCCUAGAUUCAGUUGUGGCAAGAAGGUGGAUCAAUGGUAUGUUGUUAAGUUUAGUUAGUUACAAUAAUGAUGGUGAAAUUGACGUUACUUCUAUAAUUCCAAUGGUGGAUGGUGGUACAGAAGGAUUCAAAGGAAAUGCACGUGUAAUAAUUCCAGGAAAGACUGCAUGCAUCGAAUGCAACUUAGACUUGUUUCCGCAACAGAUAAACUACCCAAUGUGCACCAUAGCAGAAACACCGCGUCUUCCUGAACAUUGUAUUGAGUAUGUAAGAACAUUACUAUGGGGAAAUGAGAAACCAUUUGGAGAUGUUUGUGUUGAUGGUGAUGAUACUUCUCACAUACAAUGGAUUUAUGAGAAAGCAUCUAUUCGUGCAAGGCAAUAUGGUAUACAUGGUGUAUCCUUUAGACUCACACAAGGUGUUGUGAAACACAUAAUACCAGCAGUUGCCUCAACAAAUGCUGUAAUUGCAGCAAUUUGUGCUACAGAAGUUUUGAAGUUAAUUACUUUUUGCUACAAUCAUAUAAAUAAUUACAUUAAUUUCAAUGAUGGUCAAGGCGUUUAUACAUACACAUUUGAGGCUGAAAAAAAGGAUGAUUGUUCCGCUUGCAGUCAUAAACCUAUUCCGCUUAGUGUUGAUAUUAAUACCAACCUUCAAAACAUGAUUACUCUGCUUAAACAACAUCCUAGAUUCCAAUUGCUUUCUCCAUCUAUUACAUCAUGGGUUGAAGGAAAAAACAAAACACUUUAUAUCUCGAACAUUGAAUCUUUGGAGCAGGCAACUCGUCAAAAUCUGUCUAAGACACUAUUAGAGCUUGGCAUCACGUAUGGAUCAGAGUUACAAGUAACUGACAUUACAAGCCCUAAAGUGAUUUUAAUAACAAUAUCUGUUUAAAGUUGUGAUUUUAAUAACAAUAUCUGUUUAAAGCUGAAACUUUUUACAAUGUAAAUCUAAAAAACUAGCUACAAGCUGUAAAUAAAAUCUACUAAGUUAAUGAAAAAGAAAAUAUUUUAUUUUAAUCUUA
Molecule: messenger RNA, 1480 nt
Organism: Hydra vulgaris (swiftwater hydra)
Lineage: Eukaryota; Metazoa; Cnidaria; Hydrozoa; Anthoathecata; Hydridae
Product: NEDD8-activating enzyme E1 catalytic subunit
Biological process (GO): protein neddylation
Cellular component (GO): nucleus; cytoplasm
Molecular function (GO): NEDD8 activating enzyme activity
Source: RefSeq, a predicted model, not a curated record